This is a messenger RNA of Symbiodinium natans, 177 nucleotides long. Lineage: Eukaryota; Dinophyceae; Suessiales; Symbiodiniaceae. The record is from the annotation of a GenBank genome assembly.
AUGGACGGCAAGGCUCUGGAGGCGGCACUGCUUCCGUGGGCCGGCUUCGAGGCACGACCCGAGCAGCCUUCAGAGGCGGUUGUCGGCGCCGAGGCCAACAUGAUCCUGGAGAUUCUUCGCUUUGCCGAGGCCAGCACCCCAGCAUCGCCCAGAAGCAUCGCCAUAUCCAAGCCCUAA